Cuscuta epithymum is the source of this 6233-nucleotide messenger RNA. Lineage: Eukaryota; Viridiplantae; Streptophyta; Magnoliopsida; Solanales; Convolvulaceae. The record is from the annotation of a GenBank genome assembly.
GGCCACCACUCUUAUUUUCGCACAAAUUGGUGUGCUGUUUGUCUCCUCUCAUUAUAGGAGCUAUCCUCAACCAAAUAACGUGUAUGAGGUGUCCUUGGAUAGCUUUUGAAGUCUAUUUUUAUAAUUGAGUGGUCUCAGUUCGAGAGGAGAGAGUAAUCAUCCAAAAAUCGAUCUGGAACGAGCAGUGGUCUGUGAACUCGAGCUGUGAGAGUGCUGAGACUGUUUGGUUGAUAUCUCGAGUUUUACCAAUCCAAUUAAGGCGUGUGAGAUACCAAAAGAAAGCUCUCAAGACGAGGAAUCCGUGAAGGUCUGGUUUGCAUCAAUCGGAGUAGAGGAAGGCUUCCAAAUCGUCCGAGCAGAACGCGACCUCGCAGGGACGGAUUUACUCUUCUAAGAAACGAGUUAACCGGAAAACACCCGUUCUAGGGGCUGUUUUCGUAUCAACGAUUAAGGGUUGAACUAGCACUUGGAGGAGGCUGUUUAACACUCAUAUUUGAGCAAGGAAUCGGUUCCAAAUCCACCUUGACCAAAUCUUUGACCAUUGGACCAAGAAGGGAAAGUUUAAAGCUCAAUUGAGGUUGAGGCUAGAGCUUGCUUCCUGUGCUCGUUGCCCGAGUGAUUUCCCCGGAGAGAAGACUUGAAAUGGACCGUGGUGGCAGGAUUACUAGGAGAAACCCAACUGGCCGUGUACCAGUGGAGACUGGACAGGGCAGUCGAAGGACCUCUAGGGCAUCUAGAGGAGCUGGCCGUGGAGGCCGAUCGCAGACCGUGAGUGACGGUCAUGUCGACACAGAGAGUGAAACCUACUGGUCCUAUGAGGACUCGACUUACCAACCGGAAACCGAGCCGGUCGAGACCCCUUAUGAAGGGGAUGAUGACGAUGUAAGUGAUGAGGAGGAAAAUGGCUCCUUGGCACGGAUUGAGGCACUACUCCAACAGUAUCACCGUGAGCGUGAAGAGAGGAGGCAACGCCGAAGACGCCGAGCGGGGCAGCCUUCGGGCAUGGCUUCAAGAGGAGGAAGUCAUGGUGCAUCUAGAGUCCAUGUGGAACCACAUGGAGGCCAAAAUGAUGGAGGUCCAACCAUAAGGAUCUCCAAAUUUAUCAAAGAAGCAAGGGACUUGGGGUGCAAACCCUUUGAUGGGGCAGGGGACAUUUCAGUUGCAGCACAAUGGAUCAAGAGGCUAAAUGAAGCAGCCCUUGACAUGCAAAUCGCGCCGAAUCUCAAACUGAGAAUUGCGGUAAGAUUGCUCGAGGGGAUAGCAUCCAAGUGGUGGGAUGGAACCAAGAGCAAGUACGGUGAGACCGUCGUUUGGGAGGACUUCCAACGGGAGUUCUUUGCCCAAUAUUAUUCUGAUUUUGAAGUAAACAAGAAGGUGAGGGAAUACACCCUCCUAACCCAAGGGGGUAACAUGACAGUGAAGGAACUUGAGUACAAGUUCCGGGAUCUCGCCGACUACAUACCGGAGUAUGCUUGUGACGAGAACCGAAUGGUAAACCACUUUUGGGAUGCUCUUGACUUGGAGAUACGUGAUAGGGCAACACAAUUGCCUAAUAUGACUUUCGCCCAAGUGGUUGACCAAGCGUUGAAAGGAGAGAAACAAUGGGAAGAAAGGAAGAAGAAAGACGCCGAAGAGGCGAAAAAGAGAAAGUGGGAGAGUCAUGGCUCUCAAGGUUCCAACAAGAAGGGGAAUCAUGGGGGAGGACCUUUCCGAGCACCACCGCCACCAUCUAGGGGGAACCAAGGCCCGAGUGGGCAAGGCUCGAGGUCACAAGCCUCAGUGGUAACUCGUUGCAACAAUUGCAAGAAACACCACUCCGGUAAAUGUCGUGACCCCCCUAGAUGUUUCCAAUGUGGGGAUGCCGGGCACUUGAAGGCGCAUUGCCCCCAGUUGGGUGGGGCAAGGACAUCAGGACCAAGUAGCGGGGCUGCGGGAAGUGGAAACCAAGCCGGGGGCUCCCAAGUAACCAGGGGGCAAGGGGGAGCAAGCGCGAGUAACGCGCCGUCCGUGAAUCAAGGAAGGACGCAAGCUAGAGUCUACGCAAUGACCGAGGCCGAUGCUCGGGCUAAUCCCGACUCCAUCGCUGGUAAUACAUUUAUUUUGGGCACUUUUAGGCUUACUUAGAUCAUGUACGUCGUUGGGAUUGAGUGCGGGCCACCCCGGGGCCAAACCGGGCGAGUUAGGCCAAAUCGGGCUGGAAACAGCCACUGCCGGCCAGGCACGCCUGCAGGCACGCCGUGCGUGGCACCGUGCCUGGGAGGCAGUGGCCUCGCUAAGGAGUUCCGGCCAGGCACGGCUGCAGGCACGCCGUGCGUGGCACCGUGCCUGGGAGGCAGUGGCCUCCUCGAGGAAAUUCGGCCAGGCACGGUCGCAGGCACGCCGUGCGUGGCACCGUGCCUGGGAGGCAGUAGCGCCCAGAGCUUCUUCCCAAGCCAGGCACGAUCGUGCCUGGCACCCAGAUGGCCGAGGAUAGAUUUUUCGCACCGUUUUGCGACGUUAAGACCCGUUCUUGAUCCCAAACACAUGUGUGAACAUAAUAAACCUCUCUAAAUGUGUAAGAAUGGUAGGAAAGGUAUCUUACAUGACUUAUAAAUGUAGGAACGCUAAAGAUUAAUGGGAAGGAUGCGCGAAUCCUUAUCGAUACCGGGGCGCAACGUUCAUUUGUGAAUGAAGCGUUCGCCAAGAGGUUGGGAGUGCAAUCCGCACCAUUGAUGCAAACCUUAGUGGUGUCAACACCACUAGGGGAUGACGUGGAAAGAACUUGUUACUAUCCAUCUUGUGGGGUGGAGGUUAAUGGUCAAACCUUGACGUGUGACUUCGUACCGCUGAGCAUGAUGGAAUUCGAUGCAAUCCUAGGGAUGGAUUGGCUAGAAAGGAACCAUGCUAGGGUAGAUUGCUACACGAAGGUUCUUGAACUCGAAGGCAAUGAUGGGGAGACCCUACGCUUCGAGGGCGAUCGAGGGAGAUCAAAUAGCUGCAUCAUAUCCGCCGUGAGAGCGAGAAGUAUGAUGAGAAAGGGAUGCCACGCAUAUCUAGCAUACGUGGUUGACAAAACCAAAGAAGAAACGAACAUCGAUGAUGUGAGGGUGGUUUGUAAGUAUCCGGAUGUCUUCCCUAAAGACUUACCGGGGCUUCCACCUGAUAGGGAGAUUGAAUUUGUGAUCGAGGUUGAGCCCGACACCAAACCAAUCUCCAUACCGCCAUACCGUAUGGCACCCGCUGAACUUAACGAGUUGAAAACCCAAUUGCAAGAGCUUUUGGAUAAUGGUUUCAUUAGACCCAGCCACUCCCCGUGGGGAGCACCAGUUCUUUUUGUGAAAAAGAAAGAUGGGACACUCCGAAUGUGCAUUGACUAUCGUCAACUGAACAAGGUCACAAUCAAGAAUAGGUAUCCGUUGCCUAGGAUUGAUGACUUGUUUGAUCAACUACGAGGAGCAACCGUGUUUUCGAAGAUUGACUUGAGAUCGGGGUACCAUCAAUUGAAGAUUAAGGAAGACGACAUACCAAAGAGUGCUUUCCGCACAAGGUAUGGGCAUUUUGAGUUCCUUGUUAUGUCGUUUGGGUUAACAAACGCCCCAGCGGCAUUCAUGGACUUGAUGAACCGAGUAUUCCAUAAAUACUUGGAUCGAUUCGUGAUUGUGUUCAUUGAUGACAUCUUGAUUUACUCAAAGAGUGAAGAAGAGCACGAAGAGCACUUGAUACUUGUUCUUGAGACACUACGGGAGAAGCAACUCUAUGCCAAAUUUUCUAAAUGUGAAUUUUGGCUAAAGGAGAUUGGCUUCCUCGGACACGUGGUUUCAGGAUCGGGAAUUGCUGUUGAUAACAAGAAGAUAGAAGCCAUUACUGAAUGGGAGAGGCCAAAGAACGUCAAGGAAAUUCGUAGUUUCCUUGGAUUGGCAGGCUACUACAGAAAGUUCGUGGAGAAGUUCUCUGUUUUGGCAUCGCCAUUGACGAAACUCACUCGAAAAGGAGCUAAGUUUGUAUGGGAUGACAAAUGUGAGAAAGGGUUCAUGGAACUAAAGAAGAGAUUGACUGAGGCACCGGUACUUGCAUUACCCAAACAAGGUGUGGGGUACGAUGUCUAUAGCGAUGCGAGCAUCCAAGGGCUUGGAUGUGUACUGAUGCAGAACGGGAGGGUAAUCGCCUAUGCUUCACGACAAUUGAAGAAGCAUGAGGUGAAUUAUCCUACUCAUGAUUUGGAGCUGGGGGCAGUGGUGUUUGCACUGAAAAUAUGGAGACAUUAUCUCUACGGGGAGACAUGUCACAUAUACACUGAUCACAAGAGCUUGAAGUACGUGUUUACUCAGAAAGAGUUAAACAUGAGACAGAGACGGUGGAUGGAGCUGAUAAAAGACUACCAUCUAGUGAUAGAGUAUCACCCAGGCAAGGCGAACGUGGUGGCAGAUGCUUUGAGCCGGAAGAGCUCGUCUGGGGCAUUGCUAGCUAAUUUGAGGGCAUUAAGAGCCCAACUGGAGGUAUCCAGCGAUGGUGCCUUAUUGGCACGAUUUGAGGUGAGACCUACUUUACUUGAUGAGAUCAAGAAGGGUCAGGAAACUGACGAAGAAAUUAUGAAGAUCCGGGAACGCAUGCAAGCGGGACCGGUGGAGGACUUCAGAGAAAGAGAUGACGGUCUCUUAUUACUUCGUGACCGAGUGUGUGUACCGGCAGAUGACGAGCUCCGAAAGUCCAUCUUAGAGGAAGCUCAUUCAUCGGCUUAUGCCAUGCACCCGGGGGGCACGAAGAUGUACCGUGACCUGAAGGAGAGUUACUGGUGGUCAGGUAUGAAGAGAGAAAUAGCCGAAUAUAUCAGUCGAUGCCUUACUUGUCAACAAGUUAAGGCAGAGCAUCAGCAUCCAGCAGGCUUAUUGCAACCACUUUCCAUUCCUGAAUGGAAGUGGGAACACGUGACUAUGGAUUUUGUGGUAGGGUUGCCACGGACAAUCAGGAACUAUGAUGCAGUUUGGGUUGUCGUAGAUAGGCUCACAAAGAGUGCACACUUCUUGCCUAUCAACACUACUUACCCACUUGAGAGGUUAGCCAAAUUGUAUACGGAUGAGAUCGUGAGGCUGCAUGGGGUCCCAGUGACCAUUGUAUCUGACAGAGACCCACGAUUCACAUCACGUUUUUGGCCAAAAUUUCAGGAGUCUAUGGGAACGAGGUUGAAGUUCAGUACUGCUUUCCACCCACAGACGGAUGGGCAGUCUGAAAGGGUCAUACAGAUCCUAGAAGACAUGCUGAGGGCUUGUGCAUUGGAGUUCCAGGGAAGUUGGGACAACCACUUAGCACUUGUGGAGUUUGCCUAUAACAACAGCUAUCAGGCAAGCAUCGGCAUGCCUCCAUACGAGGCAUUGUAUGGGAGGAGGUGCCGUACACCAUUAUGCUGGGACGAGGUUGGCAUGGCCAAACUCGAGGGUACUGAGUUGGUUGAGGUCACCAAAUCAAAGGUGAAGUUGAUUCGAGAGAGACUCAAAGCGGCUCAGGAUAGACAAAAGAGUUAUGCAGAUAAGCGUCGAAGAACCUUAGAGUUUAAGGUUGAUGAUGAGGUAUUCUUGAAAGUUUCUCCUUGGAAAGGGAUCAUUCGGUUCCAAACCCGAGGAAAACUUAACCCACGAUAUAUAGGUCCAUUUAGGAUUAUAGAGAGGAUUGGAGCCGUUGCAUAUCGUCUACAGUUGACUCCUGAGUUAGAGAAGAUACAUAAUGUGUUUCAUGUAUCCAUGCUUAAGAAGUAUGUGCAUGAUCCUUCUCAUGUGUUGGAGAAGCCGCCCGUGGAGGUACGUGAAGAUUUGAACUAUGCCGUGCAACCGGUAAGAGUUAUUGACAGAAAAGUGAAGAAACUGAGGAGUAAAGAAGUUCCAAUGGUUAAAGUCCUUUGGAAAAGUGACCGGGUCGAAGAAGAGACUUGGGAAACAGAAGCUUUGAUGAGGAAGCAGUAUGCAUUCCUAUUUGAGUAGAGCUGUGAAUUUCGGGGACGAAAUUCCUGUUAAGGGGGGGUGAACUUGUGACACCGCUCCCGAAGGUCCUUGAAAAUUUGAUUUAAAAUUCAAAGUUUAUGUAUUGGAUUUCUGAUUCCCAAACAUUUGUUAAACGAUUAAUGUUUUACGUAAUUAAUGACCGAUUAUUAUACUGUUCGAACUCGUAUAUUAGUAUCGGGCUUGCGAAUACUCAUUUUGGGCCCAACCUGCUAAAAAUAGCAAGUAUUCGAGAAUGGCGUUCUGGAUCCACUCGGGGGUGAC